Molecule: messenger RNA, 970 nt
Organism: Cuscuta epithymum
Lineage: Eukaryota; Viridiplantae; Streptophyta; Magnoliopsida; Solanales; Convolvulaceae
Source: the annotation of a GenBank genome assembly
CUUUUUUUGAGUUUUCAAAAUGCAUCCAGCUGCGGAAAUCUCAAUUUUUAUCUCCUUCAUCUUGGUCUGUGGGGGUUUGGGUUAUUCUGUCUUCUGGCUUUGGCGUAAUAAGUUUUUGACCUUCAUGAUAUUCAUGCUAGGUUUGUUUUGCACUGUUUGGGGAAUCACCAUCGUUCUUGACUUUAUUAAGGUUUCACGCUGGGUCAUAUAUGGGUCUAUAUGGGUCCAUAUAGGAAUGAAUCUUAUUGGGGUUCUGUACUGGAUUUGUGGGGGUGUCUGUGGGGAGGGCCUCUUAUUCAGACAGAGAAUAUGUGAAAUCGAAUUCUGGAUAUGGGUGUUUAUGGUUGUCUUGAGUCUCCUGGAAUCCAUAGCCUACCAAGCCAUUCUCCCCUUAGAUGAAAAAAAUCCACCACAAAAAAAAAUUGAACUUUUCACAAAGGUGGACAAGCUGUAUCCGUUCCUGGUUGGUCUUGCUACUGUCAUUGAAACAUGGGUGACACGGUGCUCGGACAUUAAGUUCGAAAAAAAGAAGUCUGUUCCGGUGAAGAGUAUUGAAUCCGCAUUCAAGACAAUGAUCGAUGGGUACAUUGAAUCUGGUCAUAUGGCUCGAGAGGGAGACACAGGCGAUCUUCGACUUCUUUCAGAGGCCUUCGAUGCUUUUCUUAACGAAGUGAAAAAUGAGGUUCCCCGGAUGGAAAUCCAUGUGGUGUAGUGGAAUUUGCUCUUAGUACGGAGUAUUUAUUGUUUGUGUGUUGUUUAUUUGGCCAUUUCUGUUCGACGGCCUAUUAGGUUGAAUUUUCUUAUUUCUGCAUUUCGAUUUUCAAUUCCGGUUGUCUUUGUUUUGUCUCGUUUUAUGUUUCGUGGUAAUGGUUUGUCUUGUGUCGUUUUAUGUUAUGUCGUAAUGGGGUGUUACGUUUUGUAAUGGUGUAAUGGUUUGUUUUGUGUUGAAUGAAGUUCUUAUUAUGUUUUA